Messenger RNA from Lytechinus variegatus (green sea urchin), 3274 nucleotides. RefSeq names its product AMP deaminase 2-like (gene ampd2). Gene Ontology annotation, biological process: AMP metabolic process; IMP salvage. Gene Ontology annotation, cellular component: cytosol. The transcript is spliced from 19 exons. The coding region runs from base 437 to 3211 and encodes 924 amino acids. Lineage: Eukaryota; Metazoa; Echinodermata; Echinoidea; Temnopleuroida; Toxopneustidae. Gene Ontology annotation, molecular function: AMP deaminase activity. The record is from RefSeq and is a predicted model, not a curated record.
UUGUCACUAUAAAAGGAACUGAAUAUCACUGCUUGUUGCUGACUUUUUGGAGGUUAACAAUAAUCACAAGGAUCUGUCUUUCCAAAGUUCUUUCUCAAAGGAAGGAAUCUACUUGAAGUUCUUGUUUUCUGGCUUUUUGAAGACAUCUUUGAAUGUUUGAAUUUCUAUAUAUUUUUUACUCUGUACUGUUUGUGUUUUUUUAAUGAAGUCAAUUUGUGUGAUGAUUUCAUCUAAAGUGUCCAUCGUCAUGAAACUUUAAGUUAUAGUAGACAACUUUUGCUUUGGGAGGCUGACAAGAUUGUGGCUAUUUUUGUGCGAGGAUUACACUUUGUGGUACUGUCGGAUGACUGAGCUCUACAUGUAGAGACUAGACCAGACCACCACUUGUACCACAAUAUUUCACAAUACAUGUACCUUCAAUCUCACAAAGUCCACGAUGAAUGAUGCAAAGAAGACGGACAGACCGGCAGGGGACACUACCUUGAUGAAAAUACGGAAAACCAUCUCCAAGUUCUCUCCUUUCAAGCGUAGAAGAGCUCAGAGUCUUGUCAAAGAUACAGUUUCAAAGGCACCUGCUGAGGACGCAAAUGCAGCAGGCCAUGCUGGAACUCUCCCUCGCAUCGUCCUGGACGACGUUGCAAUAAAGAAUUGGUGCGAUAUAGCCAUCUUGGAUACUGAUUUUUCGCAAAGUGCUGAGAAAUCUACAUCACUGCCAUCUAUCAUUGAGAAAAAAGGAAAAGGCGUAUCGCAUCUCAUUAGGCCAUCAGUGUCUGGGAGCAGUUCACCCCACCAUGUCACCCCGUUCUCACCUUCCCGCACCCCGCGGUUCCCUAAACACAAACCAUCUCCAAUGGACAGCACCUAUGCGGAUCUGGCUCAGCAGGUGCUCAAGGAAUCGCGCACAGACGAAUCCCGUAGCGCAAACUAUGAAUUUCCUGAGGAGAUCCCAAUUGAGAACAUUGAGGAGAAGAACACAAGGGUUCAGAAAGUCGUCAGUUAUGCUAGCGCCCUUAAGCUGCGGUCGGCGCACACAAGCCCAGAGAGGGCUUCCGGUGCCGGCACCCCUUCCAAAACCGCCUUGCCGUCUCAUUCUAAGAACUUUGAGAUGGAUGAUGAUGCCGAGGACGACAUCUCCCAGCUCAAAGACACUAUCAGUACCGACGAACUACAGGACUCGUUCAGUCACAUGACAUCGCAGCUCAGUCUGGAGUAUCAACGUGUAUCGAUUAGUGGAGAGGACAUGAGUGGGGUUCCCCCGGAAGACCUCCACCACGCCUCUCUGUCGUUGGUCGAAGCGUUGUUGAUCCGCGAGAAGUACAUGGAUCUUGCCUCGCAGUCGUUCCCGAGGACUACGACCUACUUCUUGAGACAAGUUGACCGCAAGCCACUGAACCUUGAUGAAUCAAGCUCUGUUGAAGAUGUUCACAUAAGUAGCAAGAAGAGCCGGGAGUCCGCUAAAAGCCCCAACAAAGAAAUCAAACAUCACCCAAUCAACGCUCCUUCAAAGUCGGAUCCCUUCGAGAUGGAGCUACCUGAUGCGAUCAGCUGUGAGCUGAAGCAGAUAGAAGGUGUGAUGAGAGUCUUUGAGAAUCAGGAGAAACUGGAUAAGAAUGAACCGAUCGAGUUAGCCUACCCGGACAGGUCGACGUUCCUCAUUGACAGUAACAAGAUGCUCGCCCUCAUUGCUAACGGACCCAUUAAAUCCUUCUCCUAUCGCCGGCUGUCCUACCUAUCGUCUAAGUUCCACCUUCACAAUCUACUGAAUGAGAUGAAAGAACUAGCUGCACAGAAGAGUGUGCCCCACAGGGACUUCUACAAUCUCAGAAAGGUUGAUACUCACGUUCACGCAGCGUCGUGUAUGAAUCAGAAGCAUCUUCUUCGAUUUAUUAAGAAGAAGAUGAAGACGGAAGCAUCAAGAGAAGUCUACUUUGACAAGAAACUAGGAAGGGCUUUGACUCUUAAAGAGGUGUUUGACAGUAUGAACCUCAAUGCAUAUGAUAUGAAUGUAGACAUGCUGGAUGUCCAUGCUGACCGCAAUACGUUCCAUCGAUUUGACAAGUUCAAUUCCAAGUACAACCCGAUCGGAGAGAGCAAGCUCAGAGAGAUCUUCAUCAAGACAGAUAACUUCAUCGAAGGAGAAUACUUCGCUCAGCUUAUCAAGGAGGUUGCAGCAGAUUUAGAGGAAUCGAAGUACCAGAAUGCCGAGUACAGACUCUCUAUCUAUGGUCGCAAUCGCAACGAAUGGGACAACUUAGCCAAGUGGGCUGUCAAGCAUCACGUCUACUCCGACAAUAUCAGAUGGCUCAUACAGGUUCCUAGACUAUAUGACGUGUACAAGUCUAAUAAGUUGGUGUCUAACUUUGGAGAUCUGCUGUCAAACCUGUUCGGACCUCUCUUCGAAGUGACCCGGGAUCCAAGCUCUCAUCCAGACCUUUAUAAGUUCCUUACAUAUGUUUCAGGAUUUGACAGUGUAGACGAUGAAUCCAAGCCGGAAGACCUGGUAUUCUCAGCAGAUAGCCCGGAACCUGAGAACUGGAGCGGUAACGACAAUCCACCAUACAGCUAUUACCUGUACUACAUGUACUCUAACAUUGUAGUCCUCAACAACUUCAGAAGAGAGCGUAACAUGAACACGUUUGUAUUGAGACCUCACUGCGGUGAAGCCGGCCCAGUCCAUCAUUUAGUCACGUCCUUCAUGCUAGCGCAGAACAUCUCACAUGGCUUGCUUCUCAGAAAGUCUCCAGUGUUGCAGUACCUGUACUUCCUGAGUCAGAUUGGGAUCGCUAUGUCGCCUCUGAGCAACAAUUCUCUCUUCCUCAACUACCAUCGCAACCCACUCCCAGAAUUCCAUGCGCGUGGUCUCUGCGUCUCCAUCUCCACCGACGACCCUCUUCAGUUCCAUUUCACAAAGGAACCUUUGAUGGAGGAAUAUAGUAUUGCAGUACAGGUCUGGAAGCUUACUACAUGUGAUAUGUGUGAACUGGCCCGUAACAGUGUCGUCAUGAGUGGAUUCGAUGCCGAGACUAAGGACCAUUGGCUUGGUCCAAACCAUCGCAAGGAAGGACCCGCCGGUAACGAAAUCACCCGUACCAAUGUACCCGACAUCAGGGUUGCGUUCCGACACGAGACGCUCUGUGGUGAGCUCUUGACGAUCUGCAGAGCAGCCCAGGAUCAGAGUGAACAUCUUACACCAUUGCCAAAGAAGCUGUAGAUAAUAGGACGGGACGUGACUAGGACGGGCUCUAACAAAGAAGUUUGAGGUCAAGAGAGCUAA